This is a messenger RNA of Arabidopsis lyrata subsp. lyrata, 971 nucleotides long. Its product is annotated as cytosolic sulfotransferase 6. Gene Ontology annotation, biological process: sulfation. Gene Ontology annotation, molecular function: sulfotransferase activity. The record is from RefSeq and is a predicted model, not a curated record. NCBI's taxonomy places the organism in Eukaryota, Viridiplantae, Streptophyta, Magnoliopsida, Brassicales, Brassicaceae. The transcript has a single exon. Gene Ontology annotation, cellular component: cytoplasm.
GUGAUGUUCGCUUUAGAAUCAAAACACAAAUUAUUUGUAAUGGAUGAGAAAAAGAUUGCGAUGAACGUUAGAAACGAAGACUUAAGCGAAGAAACAAAGACUCUAAUCUCUUCACUUCCUUCAGACAAAGAUUCCACUGGGAGAAAUGUUUGUAAGUACCAAGGAUGUUGGUAUACUCCCCAUAUUCUCCAAGCUGUCCUCAAUUUCCAGAAGAACUUCAAGCCUCAAGACACUGAUAUCAUCGUUGCUUCGUUCCCUAAAUGCGGCACAACUUGGCUCAAGGCGCUUACAUUCGCAGUCGUUUGUAGAUCGAAACACCCUUCUCAUGAUGAUCAUCAUCCUCUUCUUUCUGAUAAUCCACACGUUCUUGUACCCUACCUUGAGAUGAAUCUCUAUUACUAUAGCGCAAAGCCGGACUUUACCAAGUUCUCAUCAUCUCCGAGGCUGUUUUCAACACACAUGCCGUCACAUAUGUUGCAAGAAGGUCUCAAAGAUUCUACUUGUAAAUUUGUGUAUAUGUCCAGGAACGUAAAAGACACAUUGGUUUCAUAUUGGCAUUUCUUUUGUAAGAAACAAACCGAUGAUAACGUUUUAAGCGGUUUCGAGGAUACGUUUGAGAUGUUUUGUAGGGGAGUCACCAUUUUUGGACCUUUUUGGGACCAAGUCCUAAGCUACUGGAGAGGAAGCUUGGAAGAUCCAAACCAUGUGCUUUUUAUGAAGUUUGAGGAGAUGAAAGCAGAACCUCGUGAGCAGAUCAAGAGACUUGCAGAGUUCUUAGGUUGUCCUUUUACUAAGGAAGAAUAAGAGAGGGGAACGGUGGAUGAGAUAAACAAGUCAGAAACCAUAUUUCGACAAUUCGAAUAAUGGGAGAUAGGCGGUACGACAAGGCGUCUCAACUAUGGCUUCUUUCUCGGAGUUAAAUUACAUAGUUUUUAAGCACUUUCAACAUUUAAUUUUUUCAAAAAAAAAUU